CAGCCGGCAUAACUUCAACUUUUACUUUGACUAAUUAUUAUCGCAAAUUUCAGCCUUUGAUAUUAUCCUUUUUUUUUGCCCUCGGCUAUUCAAUGAUGGUCCACUUGACGCCAGCCUCUCCAGUUUGCUGCCUCCUCCCACGCUGAAUGCAUGUAGCUGAUCAAUGGAAAAUGAAACGAUCGCACUCCAGUGUCACUCUCGUACAAAAUCCAUCCAUCCACUCUGAGGUUUGAAGUGUGUAACGCUGAGACUACAAAUGAACAUCUGCUGGUACAGAGAAACAGAUGGAUCCAGUGAAUGACCGCCAGGGUUCCCUAUAAAUCAAUGCUUGCUAAAUCCGACAGGAUGAGUACUAUCAAACGGAUGGAUGAAUCUUCACUCAAAUAGCGCCUUGCAACGGUUCAGUUGCAUAAUUGCAAUUUCCUCACAACUGAGUGACAGGUUCUUUGUCCAUGAUGGCAUUCAAGACAAAAUCACGGAAGCUUAAAUCAUUGGAUUCUAAUGUUAUACUCGGGGCAAUAUCACCAGCUAAUCAGUAUCUUGUGCGCCUGAUUGAGGACAAAAAGAAACUGUCCUUCAAAAAGCCAACAGAGGAAAGAAUGAACUUGGUGUUUCAAGUAUUAGAAGACCUUUUACCACACAUGGGUGUAUUUUCCAGAGUACUGAAACUCAUCAGGGAUGAACUUUAUGAUGGAGUAUACAGUUCCCAAAUUACUGGGAGUUCAGCACCAGAAUCUGGAAUAGCUGAUGCAAUCGCCCGAGCACCUUACUUCAGCUUACUUCAUCAAUUACAGGAGAAACGAAAUGAAGAGACAGAGGCAGCCUGCACUAAAUUGAAUGAUUUAAGAGAGAUUUUGUUGCAGAAGGAACAAGACCAAAUUCAUUUGCAAUGUUCAGUGGUUGAACUGAAAGAAAAUAAUAAAGUGCUGGAAGAUCACAUUAGUUUCCUCAAUGAGAAGGUGCAUGAGAAAACUGAGGAGGCUAAAAGGUUGCAUCAGGACUAUCGAGAUCUACAGGAGAAAGUUGCAAAACAAGCCAGAUGCUAUAUCGUGACCAUCACAGACCUAAGGGCAAUGCUGCAGACUACAAAGGCUCAAGUGGCCUCACUAAGCCAGUACAAGAAGGUCUAUGAAGAGCUUCAAGAGGGUUUCCAGUACCCCAUGGAAAUGAAGAAGAGAAUCUCAUUGUCAUCAAUUUUCACAAAAACUUCUGGGAACAGAAAGAUAGCUCAAACAAACAAGACUCAUUUACUUUCAUGUAUUGAGGCUACAAAACAACUUGAGCAUCAGCUUUUCCAAGUUCAGAACAGUAUUUUCGAAGAUUUUGAUUUAUACUUGGAAAAUCACAAGACUUGGCUGGUUUCCAAGAAUUUCCAGAAUAACAGAGAUGACCCUGCUUAUUGCGCUGAGGAACUUGAAAUACAAACUAUAAAUAAAGAAUUCACAGGGAAACAGCAGAUCUUUAAGCAGUCAAUGGCACAAAUUGUAACAGAGUUAGCCCUCAUAAAUCAACACAAAGAAAGCUUGCUACAGCAGCUGAAUGAACAGGAGAAGUCUCUGCAUCAGGAAAGACAAGAUGAAGAAAAAUUUGUGAAAUCUGCACCACAUACCACACAAGCUCCUGUGUCAAAGGUCACUUCUGGAAGCUCAGGAUUAGGAAGAGGCUCAAGCCCUUCAGUACUAAGUGGGUUGGAGAACCACAUGGAUGAAUCCCUACAGGAACUUUUCUCAGAUGCCUUUUCUGCAAAUGAAAUUGUACCGAACAAGUAUUCAGCCAUGAUUUCUACCUCUUGCAAUGGUGGGAAUUCGUAUGUAGAAGUGAAGGAGGCCACGAUGUGUUUGAGCUGUGCAGAGAAGGCAAGCAUGAAGUCAAUCAUAAGAAAAUGGUUUAAAACACUGAUCUGUCCACAUAAAAUUGGUAACAACUGUGUGAUUGCACUGCCCAAGAAUUGCACCCACAUUAAAAUCAGCAGACCCAAAGCUCACAUCAUUACCAUGGAGGCUAAGCUGCCAAAUGCGAGAGAGCAUGUUCCUGUCCCUGUCCCUGUCUAUACCACAGAAACUGUCACAUUGCCUGAAUCAUCUUCCUUCAGUCAAAUCUUGGUGGAUUCUGCAAGCACAGUCUCUGCAGAUCAGGCUAACAAAUCAAAAAAUGACACCGCACAACUACCAACACCCCCUGGAGCUUGUAAACUCCAGUCGCCACAGGCAGAGAGCAGCUGGCAGAGGGAGGGGAAAAAUGCUCUGCAUCGCUGUCUGUCUAUAAUCGAACACCUUGCAGCCAAUCUUGUGUGGAAAGAUGAAACCAAACCAAUUAGUGAACCAGCUCUUUCUGUUCAGCUGAUUGCCGUAUUUGGCCAUAUUUUGUGUGGGAAGUUGGAUGCUGUGGUGUUACGUUACAUUGUUUUGAUGGCCGAGCUGGUGAACUGUGUCUCCUGGCAAUCUAUAAAUAUCCACUCAGCUACUUCUCAAGGGUCCAACCCUCCAGUGGCUGGAGUACUUGACACAAAGGAAGAUGGUUAUGGUUAUCGGCUGCCAACAGUCACAACCCCAAGAUAUCGUGAUGAUGAAACGGAGACAAUGGUGAUGGGAUAUCUGGGCCUUAAUGAGAAACGUGUUUCAAAAACACUCGUGAUGGAAUAUAUUCUGAAACUUAUCUUAACAAAUUCUGAACCCUUGUUUGAAGAGUGUGAAGCCAAUCUCCAACAGCAUUCUGGGACUGAGCCUGGUUAUCUAACAAGCACAGAAUUUGCACAGGCCUUUGAAAAAAUAGCUCCACAGUGCAAUGCAAAAGUGAGCCAGGGCUUGGUUGAACAGUCCAUUGCUGCUAGGCAAAGUGCCUUUAUUCCUCUAUCAAGUGCAGCACAGAUUAUAGCAUACCUGAUACUGCUGCAGCAAGUAGAUCUGCACAAAGAACAUCUACAGGUUACUCCAGACCUCUCCUCGAAGUCAACCACUCAGGUUGUACCAGAAGAUGGACAUCUCAUCACCAUGUCCAGGUUGAAACUACUGGUCAAUAACAUAGCCAGGAGCAAGAGGAUACAAUUGGCAUAUGCCCACACAGUCUAACAGAAAGAGG
Carcharodon carcharias (great white shark) is the source of this 3078-nucleotide messenger RNA. RefSeq lists its product as uncharacterized. Lineage: Eukaryota; Metazoa; Chordata; Chondrichthyes; Lamniformes; Lamnidae. The transcript is spliced from 24 exons. The coding region runs from base 453 to 3068 and encodes 871 amino acids. The record is from RefSeq and is a predicted model, not a curated record.